Molecule: messenger RNA, 1650 nt
Organism: Canis lupus familiaris (dog)
Lineage: Eukaryota; Metazoa; Chordata; Mammalia; Carnivora; Canidae
Gene: CEP43
Product: centrosomal protein 43
Exons: 13
Coding region: 67-1230 (387 amino acids)
Biological process (GO): microtubule anchoring
Cellular component (GO): centrosome
Molecular function (GO): protein binding
Source: RefSeq, a predicted model, not a curated record
CCGUGCGGAAUCUGCGGCGGCCGUUGGCCGUUGGCGCGGCUUGGGCGGUUGUCUUGGAGAAGCAAGAUGGCGGCGACGGCGGCCGCGGUGGUGCCGGAGGAGGACACGGAGCUGCGAGACCUGCUGGUGCAGACGCUGGAGAACAGCGGGGUCCUGAACCGCAUCAAGGCUGAACUACGAGCAGCUGUGUUUUUAGCACUAGAAGAGCAAGAAAAAGUAGAGAACAAAACUCCUCUAGUCAAUGAGAGCCUGAGAAAGUUUUUAAAUACAAAAGAUGGCCGGCUGGCGGCUAGUCUUGUUGCAGAGUUUCUCCAGUUUUUCAAUCUUGACUUCACCUUGGCCGUUUUUCAGCCUGAAACCAGCACCGUAAGAUUUCAAGGUCUUGAAGGCCGAGAGAAUUUAGCCCGAGAUCUAGGUAUUAUUGAAGCAGAAGGUACUGUGGGUGGACCUUUAUUAUUAGAAGUGAUCAGACGUUGUCAACAGAAAGAAAAAGGGUCAACCAAUGGGGAGGGUGCACUAGAUCUAUCUGAUGCACAUUCUCCACCAAAGUCACCAGAAGGCAAAACAAGUGCACACAGUGCUCCCAGUAAGAUACCAAGGUAUAAAGGACAAGGUAAGAAGAAGACAAGCGGGCAGAAGUCUGGUGCCAAGAAGGCCAGCAAUGAUGCUAGUCAGAGUGAUACAAGCAUCUCAUCAGCAGAACCAAAGAGCAAAAGCAGCCUCCACUUGCUGGCCCAUGAAACAAAAAUUGGAUCUUUCUUAAGUAACAAAAAUCUAGAUGUCAAAGACAAAGCUGGUCUUUGUCCAGAUGGUGAUAUGGAAGGGGAUUCUUUCUUUGAUGAUCCCAUUCCUAAACCAGAGAAAACUUAUGGUUGGAGAAGUGAACCUAGUAAGCAAGCAGGAAGCCUUGCAUCACUCUCUGAUGCGCCCCCUCUGAAAAGUGGACUCAGCUCCCUUGCUGGAGCCCCCUCACUGAAAGACUCUGAAAGUAAAAGAGGAAACGCAGUGUUGAAAGAUCUGAAACUGGUCAAUGAUAAAAUUGGAUCGCUCGGGUUAGGCACUGGAGAGGAAGAUGACUACAUUGAUGACUUCAACAGUACCAGCCAUCGAUCAGAGAAAAGUGAGCUGAGUAUUGGUGAAGAGAUCGAAGAAGAUCUUUCUGUGGAAAUUGAUGACCUCAAUACCAGUGAUAAAGUGGGUGUGCGCGUUGCUUGCCGAGUGCCAUCUUGAUGACCUGACACAGGACCUGACUGUGUCCCAGCUCAGUGAUGUUGCGGAUUAUCUGGAAGAUGUUGCAUAGCCGUGAAGGAAGGAAGUAUUCUAAUCAACAAAGGACAAAGGACUCUGAUCAGUUCCAUUUUUUUUUCCCAGACAAUCACUCUUUGUUGGAAUGUCUGCUCCCUAUUGGUGCCUUGUGUUUCAAAAAGACUGCAGAUAUUUUUAAAAAUUAAGUUUUCAUUAUACUAAACAAAAUGCUUCCUACUUGAGCCCAUGUAUGGAAGAUAUGAUAUACUUGAUUUGAUUUGGCUACACAUUUCUCUGUGGAAAUUUGAUUAUCUACAACUCAAAUUCAUUACAAGGACUGAACCCAUGAAAGUAUGAGUAUUAAGAGCUUACUGAAAAGUGUCAAUAAAGCUGUAGGUUACACAA